This is a messenger RNA of Colletotrichum spaethianum, 663 nucleotides long. Its product is annotated as glycerol-1-phosphate phosphohydrolase 1. Lineage: Eukaryota; Fungi; Ascomycota; Sordariomycetes; Glomerellales; Glomerellaceae. Gene Ontology annotation, molecular function: sugar-phosphatase activity; beta-phosphoglucomutase activity. Bases 1 to 663 code for a protein of 220 amino acids. The transcript has 3 exons. The record is from RefSeq and is a predicted model, not a curated record.
AUGGACGGUACCAUCAUCGACUCAACAGAGGCUGUCGAGAAGCACUGGCACACAGUCGGCAACGAAAUAGGUGUUGCGCCCGAGGUGAUCCUCGAAACAUCACACGGCCGCCGGAGCAUCGACAUCUUGAAGAUUCUGGCCCCUGAAAAGGCGAACUGGGAGUAUGUUCGUGAGAUGGAGGGCCGCCUCCCGAAACUCUACGGAAAGGACGCGGUCGAGAUUCCGGGAGCAAGGGCGCUGCUAGACGCUCUGAUCAAGGACAAGGCGCCCUGGGCCAUCGUCACCUCGGGUACCGAGCCCCUCGUCGGCGGGUGGCUCAACGUACUCAAGCUGCCCCAGCCUGAACACCUUGUCACCGCCGAGUCCGUAGAAAACGGCAAGCCAGACCCAACCUGCUACCUCAUCGGCCGCGAGAAACUCGGCUUGCAGGACGCGUCGAAGCAGAUCCUCGUACUCGAGGACAGCCCGGCUGGCAUCAGAGCCGGCAAGGCGGCCGGAUGCAAGGUCCUGGGCCUUGUCACAAGCCACACCGUUGAGCAGGUCGUGAACGCCGAGCCGGACUGGAUCGUCAGAGACCUCGACUCUGUCAGGGUCGUCGAGAGCAGGGAUGGUGUCGUCACUCUAGAGUUUUCCAACGCCCUUGCCCCGAAUCCCUCGGCGUGA